Messenger RNA from Sitophilus oryzae (rice weevil), 1701 nucleotides. RefSeq names its product receptor-type tyrosine-protein phosphatase zeta-like. The coding region runs from base 72 to 1646 and encodes 524 amino acids. Lineage: Eukaryota; Metazoa; Arthropoda; Insecta; Coleoptera; Curculionidae. The record is from RefSeq and is a predicted model, not a curated record. Gene Ontology annotation, cellular component: cytoplasm. Gene Ontology annotation, molecular function: carbonate dehydratase activity; zinc ion binding. The transcript has 2 exons.
UCCAGUUUGACAUUUUUUGAUAAGAUUUUGUCAAACAGAAUAUUCGAAUAAGUUUCUACAAAAUUUCCGUUAUGGAUUGUAUUGGCAACUAUCUCCCAGAUAAAGUGGGAUUAUUUUAUUAUCUAGCCGUAGCUGCCUUUAUUUGUGGUGCGUUAUACCUUAACGACAUGUUCAGCAAACUGAAUACAAGCAGAGGCUACGACACCAAAAAACUUAUUAAUUACGGGUACGAGCACCACAAUGGACCAUCUGUUUGGAAAGAUCUAUUUACCGAUGCGGCUGGUCAGAAACAAUCACCAAUCAAUCUAAUAACCGCAUGUGCUAUUACGAUACCAUCUGAAUUCAACCCGCUUCAAUUUUCAGAAGAGUUUUUUUGUGCGCCUUGCGAAAUGAAAUUGUAUAACAGCGGCUUGAAUGCGGUGCUGUACACGAAAUGGAGUGGAGACAAGCGGCCCAAGAUAACAGGAGGACCUUUAGAAAGUGACGUUUACGAGUUUUUCAACAUUAGAUUUCGAUGGGGCAAUACGGAUGACGAUGGAUCAGAACAUAUGGUUAAUACAAAAAGGUACGCUGUCGAGAUGCAAGUUAGUUUUGUACUGAAUGGAAAUUGUAGUUGUGAUAUUAUGGAGUCAGCUAGACAAGGAAAGUUAUUAAUGUUGAGUUACCUCUUCAUGACUACUCCUAUUGAUAACCCAUAUCUAGAACCACUUAUUCAAUCACUGAAACAUCUUAAGUUUCCAAUGAACUGCGUUAUGAUCUGCCCAUUUCCCAUAAAAUUCCUUACACCGGUAUUUUCCAAGAAUUACUUUUUUUAUGAAGGUUCGUUAACUUUUCCUCCUUGUACUGAAGGUGUAAAAUGGAUAGUCCAACCUGAGCCUUUAGCUAUUUCGAGCAGACAAGUUAAAAAAUUCAGGAAACUCGGUGGACGUAGUUUCCUACCAAUAACUUGUAAUUCCAGACCUGUACAACUGCCCAAUGGAAGAGAAAUAUUCUUUUAUUUUUCAGAAGAGUUUAUUUGUGCGCCUUGUGAAAUGGAAUUGUAUAACAGCGGUUUGAAUGCGGUGCUGUACACGAAAUGGAAUGGAGACAAGCAGCCCAAGAUAACAGGAGGACCUUUAGAAAGUGACGUUUACGAGUUUUUCAAUAUUAGAUUUCGAUGGGGCAAUACGGAUGACGAUGGAUCAGAACAUAUGGUUAAUACAAAAAGGUACGCUGUCGAGAUGCAAGUUAGUUUUGUACUAAAUGGAAAUUGUAGUUGUGAUAUUAUGGAGUCAGCUAGACAAGGAAAGUUAUUAAUGUUGAGUUACCUCUUCAUGACUACUCCUAUUGAUAACCCAUAUCUAGAACCACUUAUUCAAUCACUGAAACAUCUUAAGUUUCCAAUGAACUGCGUUAUGAUCUGCCCAUUUCCCAUAAAAUUCCUUACACCGGUAUUUUCCAAGAAUUACUUCUUUUAUGAAGGUUCGUUGACUUUUCCUCCUUGUACUGAAGGUGUAAAAUGGAUAGUCCAACCUGAGCCUUUAGCUAUUUCGAGCAGACAAGUUAAAAAAUUCAGGAAACUCGGUGGACGUAGUUUCCUACCAAUAACUUGUAAUUCCAGACCUGUACAACUACCGAAUGGAAGAGAAAUAUUCUUUUAUGACUAAAUAAAAACAUAUAUCUACAUGUACUUUAUAAUAAUGAGAAAAUAAAGAAUAUUAA